AUGGCCACUGGUUCUAGCAUUCCAAGUCCAGAGGCCCGGUUCGCCUGGCUUCACCAAAAUAGCCUGCGUUUAUACCCAAUUCACAGACCGUCGCCAACCAUUACGUCCAUCAAUGGUCCCUCUUCUUUGCCAUACGACACCAUGCCCUACCACGGGAAAUGCGCCGGCUGUGGAAAGCACGGUCGUAAAUUGGCCUGCUCGAGCUGCAGGGUCACUGGCGUAGGCCAUCUCCGAGUCUACUACUGCUCAAGCGAAUGCCAAAAAGCCGACUGGCUAUCCCAUCGAGAAGUAUGCCGAUCCCGACAGCAAGUCGCACGUGCCGUUUCUAUUCUUAUAGGGCUGUGGGCGGCCCUACAGACCAGUACCUAUGCUGAGAGAUGCGAUUUCUCCCACGAGGACAACGGCCUCAUCGCGGCUGAGCAUUGGAAGAACGACCAAGACCGUCGAUGCUACACUGGUGCCUCGUUUUUUAGACGCUUCCCGGAUGAUGUGAUCCCUAAAAAUAUGAGCGCGAGGGCAGAGAAGGCUGUGCUUUUUGAUAAAAACACAGAUGAAGUCACCUCGAUUGGAAUGCCUUGGGUUAGAAGAUUUCUCCAACCUUUCUGCACGAAGAUUGAAGAAAUAGAAAUCAACAUCAAGAACCCAGCCCUCAUGAUCGGGUCACUCAAGUUCGCUAGACACAAUGUCCUACGCGUAACAACUAAGACAGGCGAGGUCCUCGCCAUAGAUAUCUCAAGCGCACGAUAUGUGUUCCGCCGCUACCGCAUCGAUACGAUCCUACUAGAAUGCGCAAUUGGGAAUGCGGCGAAGUCUGCCGCUGUUGCAGACCAACUACUCCUGUUUGCCCCGGGGAACCCUGAUGCCUUCCUAUACAAGACACGCGAAAGACUUGUCAACCACGAAGCCGAGGGCAUGGAUCGUUCUAUGGCGAGCAUCCCAGGAGGCAUAAGCCCGUUAAUGUCAUCCCCCCAACGGCAAUUUAAGGAUUUCCAGCACCAGAUUAUCCGCAACGCCAAGCGCUUCCUGGACGAUUCCCUAGCACAGCUUCAUCGAACAGGAGUAGGCCGAAUGUAUUUCGUCGAUCUCAAUGGUACCAAAGACUUGCUUACUGCGAUUACGCCCGGUACAAAAUACGCUGAACUCUUCAAGAACGUCUGGUUCACGGAGGCUGAAGUGGCAGCAUUCAAAGAUGAUCAAUCUCUCAAGAAGAUGUGGAUGUGUAGAAUGUCCAGGCUACACGAUUCUGACAAGGAGCAUGAAUGGAUGGGUGGGAUUCUUAUUUCUGAUUGUUUGAAAUAG
Clonostachys byssicola is the source of this 1299-nucleotide messenger RNA. The record is from the annotation of a GenBank genome assembly. NCBI's taxonomy places the organism in Eukaryota, Fungi, Ascomycota, Sordariomycetes, Hypocreales, Bionectriaceae.